UAAUUACGGAAUCUAUUACAAAGCAACAAAUUCUCAGUAGCCGCAUUUUUCUCACAACCAGACGCAAUUUUUGCCUUUGUUUUCUCUUCUUCUGUGCUUUCCCCCACUCUCAUGCAUUUGCUUUCUUGACCUCUGUGUUUCUUUUUCUUUCUGCAGAGAAGAAAAAAGAUGAAAAACAAAAAACCGGACGACCUUACUAAUUCAUCUAACAAUCCGCCACCUUCUCCAACCUCUCUCACCAACUCGCUUAUGACUCAGAACCAACUCUUCGAUUCGCUCACUGCUCACAUCUCUCUUUACCAUUCUCAUUCUCUCCUCUCCAAUCUCAAUCCUAACCCCAAUCCAAGGUCCUCGAUCCUCAGAUGGUUCUCAUCUCUCACCGUCCAUCAACGCCAAGCUCAUCUCACAACCGUCGAUUAUAAAUUCACACAGCUUCUAAUUCAAAUGCUUGGCGAAGUCCGUAAACAAGGACGCGGCCGUUUCAUCAUUCUUCCUGACCUGCCCUCACGUGACCUUCCUGGCCUUUGUUACAAGAAGUCACGGGGUCUCUUGUCUCGAACCGCCGAGUCUAACGAGUCGGAGCGGUUAAUUUUUGAGUCAACUCGGAUUUUUGGGUCCAGAGAAGGCGAGAAGAUCGCGGAAUGUUGUUGUUCGAUUUGGUGUUUAGAUUCAGUAACUGUAAGCGAAGAGUUGGUGGAAAACGUAGACAAGUUUGUUGAAACAAUGGAUAACAUAUCGAAUGGAGGAUUUUUGAGAGGAGAAGAAAGCGAAUUAGGAUUUGAUUGGGCGGAAUUUGAGUGGUUAAAAGCUAAAGGUUAUUAUAGCAUUGAGGCUUUUGUGGCAAAUAGGUUAGAGGUGGCUUUGAGGCUUGCGUGGCUAAAUUGUAGUCAUGGUAAGAAAAGGGGGGUGAAAUUGAAAGAGAAAAUGAUUUCUGCAGGUACAGCUGCUAAUGUAUUUUGGAGAAAGCGAGGAUGUGUUGAUUGGUGGCUAAAUUUGGACGCUGAAACGAGGAGGAAAUUCUUGACUGUAUCGCUUGGGAAAGCUGCAAAAUCACUGACUCUAGAGAUUGUGAAGGAAGCCACUGUUGCAGUGGAGGAUGAGACAGGGCCAUUUAGAGCAGGAGAAGGGCAACAAUUGGGGUACAGCUAUGGUGAAUCAACACAAAAAUCAACCAUAAAACUCUCAGACGAUGUGAAUUUUGGUUCAACUGUUAAGGGCGCUUCCCCAUCUGCGAAAGCUGUUUUGUUGGCCAAUCAAUUUAGUAGUUUGUACGUACUUCGGGAUAUUGUUACUUUGAUGUUAGCAGAUUGGCAUACUGAGUAUGAUAUAUCAAAGAUAUUCUUUAGCACAUUGGAUUCUGUCAGUAGCCUUUCUGAUUGCAUAUUAAGAAAGCUACGGGGACUUGUUAUGGUUAUUUCACUUGAUUGCACAAAGCUUGAACUUCUUGGAGAAGGAAAUUUUAAGAGUUCAACCAAUAAACCAAAGGAAAAGCUUAGUGCUGGUAAACGUAAGAAAAAGGGAAAGACUCAUAGCAUGAAAAAGUCAAUUCCUGCUACAGGGAUAGGUGUCAGGGAAUCUUCUUUCAACAAACCUCUCAAGGAUCAUGACGAUGCAUUGACUUAUUCUGAGAAUAUGGAGUCAACGGCGGUCAGUGAGUUACCAAAUAUGCCUCUUGGAAGGGAAAUACAAGAAGACACAUUAUCAUCAGCAGUUGAAAUGGAACACUCCCAAGGAUUGGUUAUUGGGAAAGGUCAAACUGCUGCGAGGAAGAACAGAAAAAGGAAAAAUAAAAGUAAAACCUCUACCUUAAACAAUGUGGUUGAAGUGAAGAAUGCUGAAAGCUCAGUUGCAGAAGGUCCCUGCAUGUCCAUUAUCUGUUCAGAAGAGGCAGCAAAGCUUGAUAUGGUAUCUGAUAAUUCGGCCACUCAGAAUGUAUCAAAUGAUAUUUUAGUUGGUAGCGAGUCCUUUGUACCAAAUGUGAAUCUCAAUACUUCUGCUAGUGAGCCCACUAAGGAGGGCAUUGGUGUCCAGAGCAUUCAAGAAGAUGGUGUUGUUGGGCAAAAUGAAGGCAUCUGUCAUAUAGGCUCAGAGCAUGAACAGUCCUCAAACAAUAUGAUGGAGGAUGAAUCUAUACCUUCCAGAAUAGAAACACUAAACUUCAAGACGGAAACUAGUGUAACAUCUCAUGUAGUGCCUAUGCUAAAGAUUAACACUAAUUCCAGCAAUGAAGACAUCAAUUUUCAGAAUAAAAAAUCCAAGGCAAGAUCAAAGUUUUCUGAUAGAUCAGUCAGAGACCUUAAUGUAAAAGAUGAACCCACCCUAAUUCAGGGACAAGGGAAUAAAAAAUUUAAUGGUGCCAGGCUCACAAACUCUUCAGAAUACAUUUCAUACGAGUGGCCUAAUUUAGCUCCUGUCUAUUUUCCAUCUCUUAAUUCACAUCUUCCACCCGCCACUGAUAGAUUGCAUCUGGAUGUUGGUUGCAACUGGCAGAAUCACGUUCGCCAACCAUUUGUUCCCACUGUGCAUCAGGCAAGAAAUUCUGCCAUUGAAAAUGGUUACAACAGGACUCUGUCUCGACCACUGCAAAUGAGUUUAGAUUGGCCCCCAAUGGUUAGGAGCAAUUAUGGAUUAGCUCCAUCAAUGACAUGCAACUAUGAUUCUGGAUUUAUCUCAAGACGUCAGUCUGUGUUUCAGCAGAGUUUCACUGCUCAUAACAUGCAGUUUAAUGCGAAAACCACUGAUGAAGAGAAAAAGUAUUCUGGGGAUUUUAUAGACGCACCUGAAUCCGCAAAUGCACAGGAGCUGAUGGAUGAUUAUGAAAGCCACUGGAUAUCAGAGGAAGAAUUGGAGGUUCAUGCAGUAUCUGGGAUAGAUUAUAACCAGUACUUUGGUGGUGGUGUGAUGUAUUGGAAUCCUUCUGAUCAUCCAGGGAAAGGUUUCUCUCGACCCCCUUCUCUUAGUUCUGAUGAUAGCACAUGGGCUUGGCAUGAAGCUGACAUAAAUAGGGCAGUUGAUGACAUGGUUGCCUUCUCUUCUUCAUACAGUACAAAUGGUUUGACUUCACCGACUGCUGCUUCAUUUUGUUCUCCUUUUGAGCCUUUGGGCGCUGGACACCAGGCACUUGGCUAUGUUCUACCUGGAAAUGAAGUAUCUGGCAAGGUACUGCAUUCUUCAACAACGCCAACAGACUCCGCUACAGAGGAGGAGGUCACUGGAACUUUAGCUAAUUUGUCAGUUGAUGUUGAAGGGAAGGUGGGAGAUUCACUUCCUUACCCCAUAUUACCUCCUAUCAUUAUUCCAAAUAUGUCAAGGGAAAGGUCAAGAUCUGAUUUUAAGCGUAGUCAUGAUCAUAAAAGCCCAUGUGUUCCUCCUUCUAGGCGGGAACAACCUCGGAUAAAGCGACCACCUUCACCUGUAGUGCUCUGUGUUCCACGGGCUCCACGGCCACCACCACCCUCUCCUGUAAGCGGCUCUAGAAAACACCGCGGGUUUCCAACUGUUAGGUCUGGUAGUUCCAGCCCAAGACAUUGGAGUAUGAGAGGUUGGUACCAUGAGGGAACUAAUUUGGAAGAAGCUUGUGUACGCUUGGAUGGUACUGAAGUUGUUUUGCCUUCUUGGAGGAAUAAAAACCUUUCAACCCAUCCAAUGAUUCAGCCUCUCCCGGGAAGUUUACUGCAAGAUCGUCUUAUUGCGAUGUCCCAGCUAGCACGUGAUCAGGAACAUCCAGAUGUGUCAUUUCCGCUUCAACCGCCUGAGAUGCAGAAUUGCCCAGCUCGAAAGGCAUCUCUUUCUUUGAUGCACAGCCUUCUUCACAGUGAAAUCGACUUUUUCUGCAAGCAGGUUGCUGCAGAGAAUAUGGAAAGGAAGCCUUUCAUUAAUUGGGCUGUCAAGCGAGUUACCCGAUCUCUCCAAGUUCUAUGGCCUAGGUCCAGAACAAACGUCUUUGGAUCGAAUGCAACUGGUUUAUCCCUUCCAACAAGUGAUGUUGACCUUGUGGUUUGUCUACCUCCAGUGAGGAACUUGGAACCUAUCAAGGAGGCUGGGAUUUUAGAAGGCCGUAAUGGUAUUAAAGAAACUUGUCUUCAGCAUGCUGCCAGGUAUCUUGCCAACCAGGAGUGGGUGAAAAAUGAUUCCCUGAAGACUGUGGAAAAUACAGCUAUACCUAUUAUUAUGCUUGUGGUGGAGGUCCCCAGUGAUCUGAUUAUUUCUGCCACUUCCAAUAUACAAUCACCAAAGGAGGAGCCAACUCGUAUGACUGGUGAUCACGAGAACAAUUAUCGAACUGAUGUGGUUGGUUCAGAAGACUCAAUUUCACCAAACUGCUCGCAAAGUAAUUGUGAUAGUACGAAGGAUGUGAAAUCAAUUCGUCUUGACAUCAGCUUCAAGUCUCCAUCACAUACAGGGUUCCAAACUACAGAGCUGGUCAAAGAACUUACCGAGCAAUUUCCAGCUGCAACACCACUUGCUUUGGUACUAAAACAGUUCUUGGCAGAUCGUAGUCUUGAUCAGUCCUACUCUGGUGGCUUAAGUUCCUAUUGUUUGGUGCUAUUAAUUACACGUUUUCUGCAGCAUGAGCAUCAUCUUGGCCGGCCUAUUAAUCAAAAUUGGGGAAGCCUUCUGAUGGAUUUUCUUUACUUUUUUGGGAAUGUUUUUGAUCCUCGCCAAAUGCGGAUCUCAGUUCAGGGAACUGGAGUCUAUAUAAACAGGGAACGAGGUUAUAGCAUUGAUCCAAUUCACAUUGAUGAUCCACUUUUUCCAACAAAUAAUGUGGGGAGAAACUGCUUUCGGAUACAUCAAUGUAUCAAGGCAUUUUCAGAAGCUUAUUCCAUUUUGGAGAACGAGUCAACAUCACUUCCUGAUGAUGGUGAUGCAUGCUCGAGGUCACCAUACAAACUGCUUUCUAAAAUUAUCCCAAGUAUUAAUUCAUUACAGGCAAAACAAUGAACUGGUUAUAAGUGAAGGAUAUUUCCAAAAUUUGGCAAUGCUGCUGUUCAAUUCACCAAGUUAAUCAUUGCUCGAUCAAUCGAAUGAUGUCACUUUAAUGCUUACAACCCAGAUUAAGACUUAGUAACAUGGAUAGAGUUUGUGAAAAUGAUCUAUGGUUGUCCUUGCAAGUUUAAGGUUUGGCUUGUCAAAAUGGAAGCUGCCUACAUCUUUCAGAAAGUAGUUCAUGCCUGCUUGAGUCCAUUUGUUGAGUCCGUGUGGUAAUAUAUAUCAAAUGUAUUUUCCCAUUGAUACACAUGAACUGACAUGAAUACACCAGUGACUUCCACUUUGAUUCAAGUCUCUUCUGAAUUUCAUGAGAGCUUCCUUGAUCUUCACGACAUUGCGUCAUGCUUCUGCAGUUAUUUUCAUGAGAAAUUGCCUCCCAGUAUCUGUCUUCUAUGUUGCAAGGAGUUUUCCUAUAUUGUACUUGCCUGGUUGAUUUGGUGGCGAUAUUGCUUUCUCUACCUUCUGGUUGAUUGAGAGGAUGAAUGAUAUGACAAAAAUGAAAAGGAAAAUCGGCAGCAGCCGAAGGCAAGGUGCAGCCAACUGCAGAAACAAGUCUGUUGAUGCGUCUCAUACUGUUGUUGCUCUGCGUGUACUUGUGAUGAAGGUAUUGUAUUUCAGAUAGCGAAUUACAAAUUGUAGCUUAAUGUUCUUCAUGUAUAGUUUGAAUCUUCAGUUACAGGUUCGGAUGAAUGACUUGAACAUGUGGGAAAUCAGAGAGGGACAGGAUUCUAUUACUGUGAAUAUUUUUCUGUAUUUGUGGAAGCAAGUCGGAUUGAAAUUAGUUCAUCAGGCAUUCACUUGACAGAUUCCGCAGACAGAGACCUGUAAUGAGAAGGAUUUCAAUGGUUCCUGCAUGAUGAGAAGGAAUAUUGAAAUUAGUUGUUGUGCUCAUAGGAUUAGGACAAAUAGUUGGAGGGAUUUUUCACAUUUGACUGGCCCUAUGACCUGAUUGAAAAACAUGUAUUAAAGCAAUGUUCGCCAUUACAUGAAGGAAAUAUGAUUUUUACCAUCCAAA
Molecule: messenger RNA, 6007 nt
Organism: Jatropha curcas
Lineage: Eukaryota; Viridiplantae; Streptophyta; Magnoliopsida; Malpighiales; Euphorbiaceae
Gene: MEE44
Product: Nucleotidyltransferase family protein
Biological process (GO): RNA 3'-end processing; polyadenylation-dependent ncRNA catabolic process
Cellular component (GO): nucleolus; TRAMP complex
Molecular function (GO): mRNA binding; poly(A) RNA polymerase activity
Source: RefSeq, a predicted model, not a curated record